This is a messenger RNA of Anneissia japonica, 909 nucleotides long. RefSeq lists its product as uncharacterized. The coding region runs from base 91 to 840 and encodes 249 amino acids. The transcript has 6 exons. The record is from RefSeq and is a predicted model, not a curated record. Lineage: Eukaryota; Metazoa; Echinodermata; Crinoidea; Comatulida; Comatulidae.
CCUCCAUACACACAAAACGCUAUGUAUUGCUAGCAACAUAAAAAGACAACAAUUUCUAGAGAAGGGAACGAAAAAAGCAUACAGACCAGAAUGCCAAAAACACAGCGUAUGGAAGAAAAAUUUAGAGACUUCCUCGUAAAACUUAGUGGAUACUUUUCUGGAAUAAGAGUCCGUUGGUUGCGGUGUCUCUUAUAUGAUCACAUAGUAUUAGCAGAGUUAUCACGUAGUAACAUUGAUUUAAUUGGCCUAUUUAAUAAACUAGCGGACCAAGAUGAAAUAUCUUAUAAUAAUGUAGAUCUUUUGUCAGAAAUUGCUGAACUGACAAAAGAGAAGCCUGCAAUAUCUCAUGUAAAUGCGUAUAAAAAAGCUAUUCAAAGACAUUAUGUCCCAAUCACUGAUCGUAAGGAAUUAACACUAUAUCGAAAGAAUUUGUUCAAAGCAUUGAGAGCAGUAAAAGAAGAUGAAUUACAGUCCUUGGCUAACAGCUACCAACAAGAUUAUAGUGAAUUUAAAAACAUCUGGGAUCUAGUAUUCUUUUUGGAGACAUACAAGCGGUUGGAAGAUAAGCAAGACAAAAUAAAAAAGUUUGGGGAUCUUCUUAACCCAACGGCAAAAGAUAUCUUUCUAAAUGGGUUGCGUACAUCUUCUAGAAAGAGAAAAGGUGAGCAAUCGAGAGCGAGCAGCAUCAGCAGACCAGACGAUCCAGAUGCAUUGGAUGGAUUAGGUACAUCUAAAAGGAAAGACACAUUUUCUAAAAGGAAGAAAGGUGAGCAGACGGCAGCGAGAAGCAGCAACAGACCAGACGAUUCAGAUUCAUCUGACGAUAUCUGCUUCGGGUAAUUAUAAGAAAGUAAAUAUAUUCAAAACAUUUUCAGGCAGACGAAUCGUAAUCAUAGUGUAUGUCAAUAA